AUGAGUAAACAAGGAAAUAAUGACUUACCACCAUUGGGUGAAUUAGGACACAUUGCUAGAGAAACGGCAGAUGGAAAUGUUGAUCCAAAAACUCCUAUUAAGGACGCAGAAAACAUUAUCCAUGAAGGAUCACAAGGAUCAGCGAAAUUUGAAAACCAGAAGGCACCAGGAAAAUUCGAAGGAGAACACAACAAAGGAAAGUUUGAAGAGGGAAAAAAUCCGGAUGCAAGUGGAAAGUUUGAGGGCAAAUUUGAAUCGAAAGACAAAGCAAAUUUAGGCAAAUUUGAAUCUAAGGAUAAGGACAGCUUGGGAAAAUUUGAAUCAGGAGAUAAGAAAGACAUAGGAAAAUUCGAAGGCAAAUUCGAAUCUAACGAGAAGGACAGAUUAGGCAAGUUUGAGGGUAACUUCGAACAGAGAUAA
Messenger RNA from Debaryomyces fabryi, 420 nucleotides. RefSeq lists its product as uncharacterized. The record is from RefSeq and is a predicted model, not a curated record. NCBI's taxonomy places the organism in Eukaryota, Fungi, Ascomycota, Pichiomycetes, Serinales, Debaryomycetaceae. The coding region runs from base 1 to 420 and encodes 139 amino acids. The transcript has a single exon.